UUUCUCUCUCUACAGCCAUUCUCAAAGAGAAAAAAACAAUGGAAGGAAAAGGAAAGAUAGGGAAUUGGUUUGAGAGUGCAAAACCCUACAUAGCAAUGAUUUCGCUGCAAUUCGGUUACGCCGGGAUGAAUAUUAUCACAAAAGUUUCGCUCAACCGAGGUAUGAGCCACUACGUUCUCGUCGUCUACCGACACGCUUUCGCCACCGCCGUCAUUGCUCCCUUCGCUAUUCUCCUCGAAAGGAAAGUUAGGCCGAAGAUUACGUUCAAAAUUUUCAUGCAGCUCUUCGUUUUAGGACUUCUCGGGCCGGUGAUCGAUCAGAAUUUCUACUACGCCGGUCUGAAAUUCACUUCCCCGACUUUUUCAUGUGCCAUGAGCAACAUGCUACCUGCCAUGACUUUUGUAAUGGCAGUUCUCUGCAGGAUGGAGAAGUUGAAUAUGAAGAAGGUGAUGUGUCAAGCAAAGGUGGCGGGAACAAUAGUAACAGUGGGAGGAGCGAUGCUGAUGACAGUAUACAGAGGUCACGUGAUAAACAUGUUUUGGUCAAGUUUUAUCCAUCCUAAGCAAUCCUAUGUUCCGACAACUUCUAAUCAUGCUGACUCAUCUGCCGACAAGGAUUGGCUCAAGGGCUCUAUUCUCCUCAUCAUUGCCACUCUCGCCUGGGCUUCCUUCUUCAUCCUUCAGGCGAUUACGAUGAGGAAAUACACAGCGCAUCUUUCAUUAACAGCACUUGUGUGCUUUAUGGGAACACUUCAAUCUAUCGCUGUCACUUUUGUGAUGGAGCACAAGCCAAAUGCUUGGGUUAUUGGUUUUGACAUGAACCUUCUUGCUGCUGCCUAUGCUGGAAUUGUGUCAUCGAGCAUAGCAUAUUAUGUGCAAGGACUAGUGAUGCAGAAGCGUGGGCCGGUGUUCGUGACUGCCUUCAGCCCGUUAAUGAUGAUUAUAGUGGCGAUCAUGGGCUCAUUCAUCUUGGCUGAGAAAAUAUAUGUUGGAGGGGUUCUUGGAGCAGUGUUGAUUGUGAUUGGACUCUACUCAGUGUUGUGGGGCAAAUACAAAGAGUACAAGGAGAUGGAAGCAGAGCAGAUUCUUGAACCAGUGAAAAUUGGGAAUAUUAAUAAUAAUAAUAAUAAUAAUAAUAAUAAUAAUAAUAAUAUUAAUAAUAAUAAUUUAAAUAUAGGUGAUAUUGAGGCAAAUAAUAAUAAUAAUAAUAUUGCAGUGGAAAAUAGAAUGUAUGUUCCUGCAAUAGCAAUUAGUGGACCAAUGCCACAGCCUCCCAUGCUGGCUUUGGAAGCUCCUAAACCAUAAUUAAUUUAUAAAUAAAUAAU
This is a messenger RNA of Erythranthe guttata (spotted monkey flower), 1324 nucleotides long. RefSeq names its product WAT1-related protein At5g07050. Gene Ontology annotation, molecular function: transmembrane transporter activity. Gene Ontology annotation, cellular component: membrane. The record is from RefSeq and is a predicted model, not a curated record. Lineage: Eukaryota; Viridiplantae; Streptophyta; Magnoliopsida; Lamiales; Phrymaceae.